CAGUGGUCUUCUUCAACCGAGUAUCGACUCGGCAUCUGAUAUAGCCAGCUGGCUAUAUAGACGUCGGUUCUCGGCAGGGAUGCCCACUCUCGCUGCAGUGACGUGUGCGCGAUCGACUUGCUUUCUCUCCAAACGAGAUGGCUCCUACCGCUACUAGCGCCAAUGGAACCGACUCUACCACCACGAGGAGCGGCCAGAAUGUGAAGAACCUUAAGAAAGACCCUGUUGACCGAACCUGGCGAGGGAAUAAGGCGGGGACGAUCACCAUGGACCAGCGCAUCCCGAAGUUCGACGACCCGUACGAAGAGCGGGAAUGGAUCAAGGCACACUUGGCUGGGGCGCUGCGAUAUAUGGGAAAGAAAGGGUACGGCGAGGGCGUCACUGGCCAUAUCACUGUCAAGGAUUCGGUCCUCCCUGAUCAUUACUGGAUGAACCCGUUCGGCGUGCACUUCUCGUCGGUGACGAAAUCCAAGCUCGUACUUGUAUCCCCAGACGGCUAUGUGACCGAACACGGCGCACAAUACCCCAUCAACAUCGCCGGCUUCUUCAUCCAUUCCUCUAUCCACAAAGCCCGCCCAGACGCGCGAGCCAUCGCUCACUGCCACACCAUCCACGGCAAGGCCUGGUCCGUCUUCGGGCGCCCCGUCGAGCCACUCACGCAAGACGCAUGCGUCUUCUACGAGAACAACAGCGUGUACGAAAACUUUGGCGGCGUCGUGUUCGCGCAGGCGGAGGGCGAGAACAUCGCGAAGGCGCUGGGUUCGAAGCACCGAACGUGUAUAUUGCAAAAUCAUGGGCUGUUGACAAUCGGUGACACGGUCGACGAGGCCGUAUUCACCUUCGGCGUGCUGGAGAGAGUAUGUCAGGUGCAGCUUCUAGCGGAGGCGGCUGCGGCGAAUGGGAUACCGAAGACGCUCAUCGGCAGGGAAGAGGCUGAAUUUACGGCUUCGACCUUUCAGGAUAAGGACCUGCUGUACAUGAACUUUCAACCCGAUUACGAGCUUCUCUUGGAAGAGACGAACGGGAGAUUUCUCGCAUGAAGCUCGAGCCAAAUUUGAUACUCAAUCUGCAUAACUAUUAAGAGUAUGAGCUCUGAGCCCGAUGGCUAGUUCCCAAUUUCCUUGUUCAAAGCGAGACAACACAUCGGACGAGAGGCGAAUAGAGGUCCCGAUGCAAUGCAAGGGAGCGGCAGUAGACCUCCUGCAUAAGUGCCGGCUUUGUGAGAUGGCA
Molecule: messenger RNA, 1230 nt
Organism: Schizophyllum commune H4-8
Lineage: Eukaryota; Fungi; Basidiomycota; Agaricomycetes; Agaricales; Schizophyllaceae
Product: arad-like aldolase/epimerase
Exons: 8
Coding region: 138-1040 (300 amino acids)
Cellular component (GO): cytoskeleton
Molecular function (GO): actin filament binding
Source: RefSeq, a predicted model, not a curated record